Molecule: messenger RNA, 1089 nt
Organism: Anolis sagrei ordinatus
Lineage: Eukaryota; Metazoa; Chordata; Lepidosauria; Squamata; Anolidae
Gene: ZAR1L
Product: zygote arrest 1 like
Biological process (GO): translation
Cellular component (GO): cytoplasm
Source: RefSeq, a predicted model, not a curated record
GAGGUGAAGCCUUGCACCUUCGGGCUGGGGGCCAUGGAGCGCUUCGUCUACCCGCCCUACGGCAUCUACCAGGGCUACGGGGUGCCCUUGGCGGCCAGCAGCCACAACGCGGCCCCGAGGUCCCUCCACCCCCAGCCGCCCUCGAAGCAGAACCAGCCCAACUGGAAGCAGAACAAGGGCGGAGGGAGCAGCCACUUCCCGCCGCCCGCGCCCUCGGAGCCGCUGGAGGCUUACAAGCGGGCCCAGCUGAAGGCGCUCCUGAGCCAGGCUAACCCGCGGCCCCGGAGGGCCAACACCAAGGAGGCCGGCGUCCAGGUCAACCCCAGGGUCGACGCCGCCGUCCAGUGCUCGCUGGGCCCGCAACCCCUUUUCUCGCCCCUCUUCGCUUGCCCCGAGGAAGGAGAAGCCAAGACCCAGCGCCAAGGAGAAGGAGGAGAAGAAGCAGCAGCGGAGGAGAAAGAGAAGGAGGAGGAGGAGGAGGAGAAGGAGCAGCCUGGGAAGGGAGACGAGCUCCCAAAGGGGGAGGGAGAGGCCGCCGGGAAGGGCGGGGACGCCGAGGGAAGGAGCAAGACCACCUUCCAGUUUCUAGAACAGAAAUAUGGUUAUUUCCAUUGCAAAGACUGCAAGAGCAGAUGGGAAAGUGCUUAUGUGUGGUGCAUUUCUGGAACAAAUAAGGUUUACUUCAAACAGCUCUGCCGUAAAUGUCAGAAAAGCUUCAAUCCUUAUAAAGUGGAAGCAAUUCAGUGCCAUAUCUGUUCAAAGACCCGUUGCUCCUGUCCGCAGAAGAAAAGGCACAUUGACCUCAAGAGGCCGCAUCGCCAAGAGCUGUGUGGCCGCUGUAAAGGCAAGAGACUGUCUUGCGACAACACCUACAGCUUCAAAUACAUUAUAUAACCUGCUCUGAUUUCUAAUGUGGGCUCUUCUUGCACUUCGCACUAUGCACUUUGUUACUGCUUUUGUAACAUGGGUUUGACUUUAGGCUUUUGACCUGGCAUUGGAUAAUGGAUUAGAGAUUUUUGUAAAACUAGGAAAUAUUCAUAAAUUAGCAUAUAUUCCUUAUAACUUAUAAUAAAAUUAAAAUUCUCCUGA